Messenger RNA from Enterobius vermicularis (human pinworm), 1371 nucleotides. The record is from the annotation of a GenBank genome assembly. NCBI's taxonomy places the organism in Eukaryota, Metazoa, Nematoda, Chromadorea, Rhabditida, Oxyuridae.
UUGAACGUUCAUUAUACGCAUACACAUCGUGAUAAACCACAGUAUGAAUGUGAUGAAUGUCACACUGUUUUUGCGGUAAAGCGUGAACUGCGAACACAUAUGAGAAUACACAGUGGUGAACAGCCGCAUACAUGCACUCAAUGCGGUAAACAGUUUGGAACUCGGCAACUAUUAAAAAAGCAUUGGAUGUGGCAUACCGGUGAAAGAUCGCACGUUUGUCCACAUUGUGGAAAAGCAUUUUUCCAGAAGGGUCAUUUGACACAACAUCUUAUGAUUCAUGCUGGUGGACGUCCACAUCAAUGCCAGCUUUGCCAGAAAACAUUUAUUUUCAAAUUUGACCUCAAUCGUCAUAUGAAAAUCCAUGCAGAACGCGGAUUUUCUUGCGAAAAGUGUGGAAGAUCAUUUUUAAAACAACUGCAGCUGGAUGAACAUGUUUUAAAGUGUAAAGGAUCAAAUGCUAAUAGAAGCCAGUCUGGAACACGUACCAAUACUCCAAUGAGCGAAGUAAACAAGUUAGAUUUACAGUCCUCACGACAUCAAUCGACUCCAGUACGUCCGAUUAAUUUUUCGCAAGAGGAGAUGACAAAAGUUGCUCAAGUGUUGGUUGCUCAACAACAACAACGUGCUUUGGCUGCAGCAGCUGCGGCACAGCAGAAUAUUACCCAAACUGCCAAUCCUUUGCUUCAAACAAACGUGCUUCAAAAUUUUGCACAAAAUUUAUUAGCUAACGGAAUUAACAAUCAACAAGCGCAACAGAAUUUCUUUUGUAUUUUCUGUAUGAAACAUUUCAACAGCCAAGCUUCAUUUACUCUUCAUCUUAGUGUUGUACAUUUUCGAAAUGGGGUUUUGAAUCCCUUACCCCAGAAUGUAACAUCGAAUUCGGAAUCUGCUGAGACUGAUGUCAACUUUAACAAUCCUUCGCUGUUGUCACCUUCAUUGUUUGGUCCUCCAGCAGCCUUGAAAACGUCGUCCGAAGAGUCUAUGAACGUACAUUCAGAUACUGCAACAAAUUCAUCUUGCGCUUCGAGCCCACAAAAAGUAUCACCAGUACAGAAGGUACCGCCAGCUCCUGAUACUAUGUCGCCAAUUUUAUCUGAUUCAGACCAGUUGUCUGGCGGUUCGGCAACUCCAGAUAAUGCAGGUCAUAAGAAUUGCGAACAGUGUGAGUCAAACAGGGUUCGAGUUGCUGAGUUGGAACAGGCGCUUGCUGCGAAACAUGCAGAACUGAAAAGCACUCGUGAACUUAUGCGUAGGAUUAGCGCGAUAGCUGGCUCAUUAUUAGAAUCUUGUACGGACUUUGAUAAACAGUGGGUUUCCCAUAGUAGAAAGGUAUAUUCACAAAUCCAGUCAGUUAUUUGUAACAUGGAAUGA